Molecule: messenger RNA, 3507 nt
Organism: Musca vetustissima
Lineage: Eukaryota; Metazoa; Arthropoda; Insecta; Diptera; Muscidae
Gene: IA-2
Product: receptor-type tyrosine-protein phosphatase N2
Exons: 10
Biological process (GO): protein dephosphorylation
Cellular component (GO): secretory granule
Molecular function (GO): protein tyrosine phosphatase activity
Source: RefSeq, a predicted model, not a curated record
CAUCGUUUAAUUAAGCCCACCCUCAACAAAAACAACAACAUUACCACGACCAGCAGCACCACCAUCACGUCGCCUAAGACCUGGAAGUGGCGAUCUCCACCACUUCGUUUAGGCGGUUUUGAUUCGAUAGCGAUUUGGUUGCAAGUCUUAUUGUUCAUUGUUUAUGGCCUUAACAAUGUGGCUAACGGCGAAGGAAAUGUUGGUUGCAAAUUUGUCCGUACCCUGUGCUUGGAAGGGAGUGAAGUGUGCUUCGAUGACAACAUCUUUGGAAAAUGUAUACCAACCACUGGUGUCGAUAUGGAGGACAUUGAAAAGACCCCUCUCACGGAAGACCAAUCACGUUUACUCGCCACUAUGCUCGAGGAGUUGCAGGGGGCCGGGUUAGGCUGGGACCAUCCAUAUGUCCAAUGUCGCAUACAGGGUUCAUUGUUUUCGAUGCAAAAGCAAAUCCAACUACCUCCCAAUCUCUGUGCUAAUCUGGCGCCCAUGCCAACCGACUUCGAUGGACCAGCUGAUGCCAUGGCCUUUGUACGUUUCAUACCACCGGAAGAGGAUUAUGCGAAUGCGAAUAAACUCUUGUACCCGCCUCUAAAGAAACACUGGUCUCCAUCGGGUUCGAGUGGCAUUAAUGCCAUUUUACAACAAUUACAACUGCAGGAUCGUCAGGUACGCAAUGACCCUCUGGAACUUUCCCAGUUGGGAGAAUUCGAUAGGCAUCGUGAAUCGCAAAUGAAUCCUCCCAAUGUUAUGGAUGUGUUUUUGGAAAAUGAACGGGCCCGUAUACAAAGGGAACAGGAGCAACAGGAGGCCCAAUUGGAGGAGGAACGUAAAGAGGCGGCCAGGAAUCGUUUGGAAUUAUAUCAGAUGUUAGCUGCCUCAGAACCGGAUCCUCAGCCAUAUGAAAGGAAUUCCGAACGUAUUGCCGAGCAAAUGGAAACUGUACCUCUGCCUCCGUCUGUGCCAAUUUAUGUUCCGGAAGAACCUAGCGAUGAUUCCAAUGAAUUUUAUUUCCCCGAAAAUUAUGGACCCCUCAAGCGUACAAGUCCUCGCAAAGGUGUGGCGGCCAAUGAGAAACCCUCUCGGGAACGUUCUUUCUUCCGUGAAUUGGCACAAGAAAAGGGAUUGGAACAAGAACCUCCUGUUUACAGCCACAUUCAGGCAGCCGAACCUCUAGAGGUCGACGAAAUCUCAGCCUUUAAAAGACAACCUCCCCAUCAAAUGGACCCUGCUGAAAAUGACAAUCGUCUGGACAUAGAAGAAAGUCUAUUCCGCAACUCCCUUACUCCUCUCGAAGAAGAAGCAUUGCUGUCGGCCAAUAUGCAUCCACAUCGUCAUAAACAACAUCGUCCCGAAAAGGUUUAUACCGAAGGUGGUCUCAUAACCAUGAAUGAAGUGCCCGGUUUUGAUGCUGCCUACAAUAAGGAACAGCGUAAAGAGAAGGCUCGGGAAUUAUUGGCAAAUAUGUUGGGUUUUACCCGCCACGAACGUUUGGAUGUUAAGAAACCAGGACCAAUGUUGGGUCCUCCACCAUCCGUUAAAGAGGAUUUGGUGCGAAAGUCGAACAGUACAGCGUCAGAGGCGAAUAACAACAAGGAACAGCUACCGGCCCAUAUUAAGGGCAGCAAUGAGGCAAGCAAAAAGAAGAAAGUCGUUAAAAACCACUCGGAUGAAGAUCAUGCACCGCAUACUGUCGAUACUGAGUAUGCGCAUGUGUUUGUUAAAAACCCCAUCGACAGUUGGAAUGAUGGCGUGCGCAUCGUAAACGAGUUGGCAAAUAUUUUACACAUGCAAGGAUACUUUACUUAUUUAACCGUUCUACCACAUGAAGUCUCUUUCCGGGUGGACUCAAAUAACCCCGAACACAAGACGGCCAUUGACAUUGCCCGAGCGAUUAAUGAAAAUCGUGGUGUCAAAAAUAACAUCCUUCGUCGUCUCGGUGUAACCGUACUGAGUGCCGGUGUUGGUGAUAAAAUCAAACGCGAUGAAGACGGUAGUGUUUCGGCAGCACGUAUUGAGCUGGCUGAUCAAGGGCCCGAUGUUACCCACAUUAUGGUUUACAUGUUUGCGGGUGCUGGGGCAGCAGCCAUUAUUGUUAUAUUUGUAACGUUGAUCCUGAUAAAACGCCAUGAUAAGAAACGCGAUAAAUUGGGUGGUAUACAGUCGGGUAUUGCGGGUGCGGAAAGUUGCACUAAAGAUUAUCAGGAUUUGUGUCGUGCUCGUAUGGCGGGAGGUAAGGGAAGUAGUACUGUUGAGCCGGUAGCAAGUGGACGCAUAACAUCACUGAGUAAGGAUAAUGAAAGGCCGCCGUCGUCACGAUCCAGUACCUCUUCGUGGAGUGAAGAACCGGCCCUUACGAAUAUGGAUAUUUCGACGGGACAUAUGGUGUUGUCUUACAUGGAAGACCACUUGAGAAACAAAGGCCGCCUGCAAAGAGAAUGGGAAGCAUUAUGUCGUUAUGAGGCCGAACCCAGUGCUCGAGAUGCUGCAUUACAGCCUCAAUGUGCUAAUUUGAACAGACCUGGUGCACCCUUGCCCUAUGACCAUUCUCGUGUAGUCUUAAAUCAUUUGGCCAAUGCUGAAGGUUUGGAUUACAUUAAUGCUUCGACAAUUACCGACCACGAUCCCCGUGCCCCUGCUUACGUUGCCGCACAAGGACCCAUUCCCUCUACACUGGCCCACUUCUGGCAAAUGAUUUGGGAACAGGGUGCCGUUGUCAUUGUGGCCCUGUGUCGUUUGCAGGAGAAUGGCGAAAUUGCAUGUGCCCGUUACUGGCCUGAAGAAGGUGCUGAGGUUUAUCACAUCUAUGAGGUCCACUUGGUUAGUGAACACAUUUGGUGUGAUGACUAUCUGGUCCGUUCAUUCUAUCUGAAAAAUCUGCGUACGAGUGAAACUCGCACAGUGACACAGUUCCAUUUCCUAUCAUGGCCCCAGGGUGGCGUACCACCACAAGCUAAGGCGUUGCUGGAUUUCAGAAGAAAAGUAAAUAAAUCCUAUCGCGGACGUUCCUGCCCCAUUGUGGUACAUGGCAGUGGUGGUGCCGGUCGUACAGGAGCAUACAUUCUACUGGACUUGGUAUUGGGACGAAUGAAUAAGGGCGCUCGAGAAAUUGAUAUUGCGGCAACACUGGAACAUUUGAGAGAUCAACGGGCGGGUUUGGUGGCGACACGGCAACAAUUUGAAUUCGUACUGAUGGCAGUGGCUGAAGAGGUGCAUGCCAUACUAAAGGCUCUACCGGCAAAUCAAUCAAAUGAAAAGAAAGAUGUGGAAACAACACGUGAGACUGGAGUACUGAAAGAGGAAGAGGAGACAACGACAACAGGAACAGGAGCAGCGGCGUCAACAACAUCAACACCCACCAAUAGCAAAGGCAAGGCAUCAACGACUACGGCUACGGAGGAUAAGGACAAAGAUAAGGAAAAGGAAACGAAACAGCAGCAGCAACAGACACCGGCAAAGACGACAACGGCAAAAUCGGCAUCGCCGAAAGGCGAUGCUAAAAAGAAAUAA